UCCCAGCCGCACAUUUGAAAUCAAGCAGUCAAAGUGAAAACUUGAAACAAGCGAGAAAAAAAACGCAGUCCAAAGUGACGGUUGAGAAGUGAAAAUUAUUUAACAAGUGAUCUGAAAAUUGUUUAAAACGUCAUACAAAAUUAAAAAUCACAAACCAGUUUUAAACUAAAAGGCUAGAACAAAAAAGCAACAAGAUGCCAGCUAUUGGAAUCGACUUGGGCACCACGUACUCGUGCGUUGGUGUCUUCCAGCACGGAAAGGUGGAGAUUAUCGCGAAUGACCAGGGCAACCGCACAACCCCAUCCUACGUUGCAUUCACCGAUUCAGAGCGCCUAAUUGGAGACGCUGCCAAGAACCAGGUGGCCAUGAACCCAAAGAACUCGGUCUUCGAUGCCAAGCGAUUGAUUGGUCGCCGUUUCGACGAUCCCAAGAUCCAGGAAGACAUGAAGCACUGGCCAUUCCGCGUGAUCAACGACAAUGGCAAACCCAAGAUGAGCGUGGAGUUCAAGGGCGAGGAGAAGCGCUUCGCUCCGGAAGAGAUCAGCUCGAUGGUGCUUACCAAGAUGAAGGAGACGGCCGAGGCCUUUUUGGGCACUACAGUUAAAGAUGCCGUCAUCACAGUGCCCGCCUACUUCAACGAUUCUCAGCGACAGGCCACCAAAGAUGCCGGCGCCAUCGCCGGAUUGAAUGUGCUCCGCAUUAUCAACGAGCCCACCGCUGCUGCUCUGGCCUACGGCCUGGACAAGAAUCUUAAGGGAGAACGCAAUGUGCUCAUCUUUGAUCUGGGCGGCGGAACCUUUGAUGUCUCCAUUCUGACCAUCGACGAGGGAUCGCUCUUCGAGGUGCGCUCCACCGCCGGAGACACUCAUCUGGGUGGCGAGGACUUUGACAACCGUCUGGUGAACCACCUGGCCGAGGAGUUCAAGAGGAAGUACAAGAAGGAUUUGCGCUCCAAUCCCAGAGCACUUCGUCGCCUUCGCACGGCUGCCGAGCGUGCAAAGCGCACUCUAUCCUCCAGCACGGAGGCUUCGCUGGAGAUCGAUGCUCUGUUUGAGGGACACGACUUCUACUCCAAGGUGAGCCGCGCCAGAUUCGAGGAACUUUGCGGCGACCUCUUCCGCAACACGCUCCAGCCCGUGGAGAAGGCACUCGCCGACGCCAAGAUGGACAAGGGCCAGAUCCACGAUAUUGUCCUGGUUGGUGGCUCGACUCGCAUUCCCAAGGUGCAGAACCUGCUGCAGAGCUUCUUUGGCGGCAAGACCCUUAAUCUCUCCAUCAAUCCGGACGAGGCGGUGGCUUACGGAGCUGCCAUCCAGGCAGCUAUUCUUUCGGGAGACGAGAGCAGCCAGAUCAAGGAUGUGCUGCUGGUGGAUGUGGCUCCUCUAUCACUGGGAAUUGAAACCGCUGGUGGAGUGAUGACCAAGCUGAUCGAGCGCAACAGUCGCAUUCCCUGCAAGCAAUCGAAGACCUUCACCACCUACGCGGACAACCAGCCAGCAGUGACCAUCCAAGUUUUCGAAGGAGAGCGUGCUCUGACCAAGGACAACAAUGUGUUGGGCACCUUCAAUCUGACCGGCAUUCCGCCAGCUCCUAGGGGAGUACCCAAGAUCGAUGUCACCUUCGAUCUGGAUGCCAAUGGAAUCCUGAAUGUUACCGCCAAGGAGCAGGGCACUGGCAAUGCCAAGAACAUCACCAUCAAGAACGACAAGGGUCGCCUCUCCCAGGCGGACAUCGAUCGCAUGCUCAACGAGGCUGAGAAGUACGCCGAGGAGGAUGAGCGUCAUCGCCAGCGGAUUGCCGCUCGCAAUCAACUGGAGAGCUAUGUGUUCGGCGUGAAGGAGGCGGCCGAACAGGGUGGCGAUCGCAUCAGUGCGGCGGACAAGAGCAGUGUCCUGGAGCGCUGCAGUGAGACGGUAAAGUGGCUAGACAGCAACACAACCGCCGAGAAGGAGGAGUUCGAGUACAAGCUGAAGGAGCUGACCCAGUUCUGCAGCCCCAUCAUGACCAAGAUGCACCAGCAGGGAGCUGGCGACGGACAGCAGGCUCCAAACUGCGGACAGCAGGCGGGUGGCUACAAGGGUCCCACCGUCGAGGAGGUGGACUAAGUCCAAAAUCAGGAGUAAAACUAAUGUAGAUCUCAUAACCAAAAAUUCUCCUAGUUAAAAUAUGCUACCGAGUAGUAUUUAAUAAAUAUUAUUUAUGACUUGCCAUAACUUA
Drosophila ficusphila is the source of this 2217-nucleotide messenger RNA. It is a transcript of the gene Hsp68, whose product is annotated as heat shock protein 68. NCBI's taxonomy places the organism in Eukaryota, Metazoa, Arthropoda, Insecta, Diptera, Drosophilidae. The record is from RefSeq and is a predicted model, not a curated record. Gene Ontology annotation, molecular function: ATP binding; ATP hydrolysis activity; ATP-dependent protein folding chaperone. The transcript has a single exon. The coding region runs from base 195 to 2105 and encodes 636 amino acids. Gene Ontology annotation, cellular component: cytoplasm. Gene Ontology annotation, biological process: protein refolding; cellular response to unfolded protein.